GGGUCCUUUAAACCGGUUUCUUUACACCACCUCCGACAAGGGGAUUAGCGAUAAAACCGGCCUUUGCGGGUCGGAAUUGGGGUAGUGUGGACGGAAUUCGACGUUAUUGGCCUCCGGGAGCUAUCCCACAGUGCUUCAUUGUGACCGCUCUGGACAGCACUCUCAACUCAGAUGCACUGACCAGGUAGACAGGAAAAGACCCGCGAAUGUUUGAAUUUCAUUUCCUGUUUGCUCAGCGUGGAGAGCACAGGUGACCACGCAGAGCUCAUCAGCACAGGUAACCGUGAUGGAGUCCCAGGAUCGCAAAAGAGCUCCAGCAUGGACAGAACGGGAGCUGCAAAUGUUUCUCCUUCGCAGAGGCUCGUGAACAUUAGAAAGAGAAAACGUAGGAUGAGGGACGAUAUGUUCACGGAGCUGCAGAUGUCCUCCCACGCUGAUAGAGCACAGCAGAAUGCGUGGAGGCAGUCAAUGUCGGAGAUGAGAAAAGCCCAAUAUGAACGAGAGGAGAGGUGGCGGGCUGAAUGGCGGGAUGAAAAGAGCAAGUGGCGGGCUGAAGACGAUAGGUGGCGUCAGCUUGCAGACAGACGGCAAGAGUCAAUGCUCCGUCUGCUGGAGCAUCAAACUGAUAUGCUCGAGCAUAUGGUUGAGCUGCAGGAAAGGCAGCAGGAGCAGAGACCGCCGCUACAGCCCCUGUGUAACCAACAGCCCUCCUCCCCAAGUUCCAUAGCCUCCUCACCCAGACGCCCAAGAACACGGUGGGGGGGCCUCCGUCCACCCAGUCACUCCACCCCAGAUGAUCGCCCAAGCAUCAGAAGGCUGGCCUUCAAUAAGAGUUAAAGUUUUAAAAUGCAGUGUGUCCUUUUCCAUCCCUCCUCCCCCACCCAUCCCAGGCUACCUUGGCA
Malaclemys terrapin pileata is the source of this 902-nucleotide messenger RNA. RefSeq names its product PAX-interacting protein 1-like. The transcript has 2 exons. The record is from RefSeq and is a predicted model, not a curated record. The coding region runs from base 319 to 837 and encodes 172 amino acids. Lineage: Eukaryota; Metazoa; Chordata; Testudines; Emydidae.